AUGUCUAAGAAACAAAAGAAAGUCAAAGUUGAGGAAAACAUCUCUCUUGGACCACAAGUCCGAGAAGGUGAACUAGUCUUCGGCGUAGCACACAUUUUUGCAUCAUUUAACGAUACUUUUGUUCAUGUCACUGAUUUGUCUGGCCGUGAAACGAUCGUUCGCGUUACUGGUGGUAUGAAAGUAAAAGCCGAUCGUGAUGAAUCAUCACCCUACGCCGCUAUGUUGGCUGCUCAAGAUGUCGCAGCCAAAUGUAAAGAGUUGGGCAUCACUGCUUUACAUAUUAAACUCCGAGCCACUGGUGGUAAUGGUACAAAAACACCUGGUCCUGGUGCUCAAUCCGCUUUAAGAGCCUUAGCUAGAGCAGGCAUGAGGAUUGGUAGAAUUGAGGACGUUACGCCUAUUCCCACUGAUAGCACUCGCAGGAAGGGUGGUCGUAGAGGCAGACGUUUGUAA
Molecule: messenger RNA, 453 nt
Organism: Cetraspora pellucida
Lineage: Eukaryota; Fungi; Glomeromycota; Glomeromycetes; Diversisporales; Gigasporaceae
Source: the annotation of a GenBank genome assembly